AUGGAGCCGGGUUGGGAAAGGAACAGCACUCCCUGCAGCGACCCUGGGGACAUCCUGACCCAGGUGGGGGAUCUCAACUGGACUCUCUUCCACACUCGGGACGAGGAGCUAGCCCAGGCUGAGAUUGGGGUGCUGGCCACUAUCCUGGCAGUUGCCGCAGUGGGCAACCUGGGGGUGCUGCUGGCCAUGUACCGGCUGAGGAAGAAGAUGAGUAGGAUGCACCUCUUCAUCCUUCACUUGGGGCUGACCGACCUGGGGGUGGCGCUUUUCCAGGUGCUGCCCCAGAUGAUCUGGGAGGUGACCUACCGCUUCCUGGGGCCCGACCUGCUCUGCAGGGCCGUCAAGUACCUGCAGGUGCUAAGCAUGUUCGCCUCCACCUACAUGCUGAUCAUGAUGACCCUGGACCGCUACAUGGCCGUGUGCCACCCGCUGCGCACCCUGCAACAGCCAGGCAGGCAGGCCUACCUGAUGAUCGGGGCCACCUGGCUGCUCAGUGGCCUGCUCAGCCUGCCCCAGGUCUUCAUCUUCUCAUUGCAGGAGGUGCAUCAGGGCUCCGGGGUGCUGGACUGCUGGGCUGACUUCAGGUACCCUUGGGGUGCCCGGGCCUACAUCACCUGGACUACGCUUUGUGUCUUCGUCCUGCCCGUGGGCAUCCUCACCAUCUGCUACAGCCUCAUCUGCCACGAGAUCUGCAAGAACCUCAGGUGCAAGACGCAGAGCGGAGCAGAGAUGGGAGUGGGGCGUCCCUGCAGCCAGGCCUCCCGGGUGAGCAGCGUGCGCACCAUCUCCAGGGCCAAGAUCCGCACGGUGAAGAUGACCUUUGUCAUCGUGCUGGCCUAUGUCGCCUGCUGGGCGCCCUUCUUCAGCGUGCAGAUGUGGUCGGUGUGGGACGAGAAUGCCCCUGAUGAUGAGUCCACCAAUGUGGCAUUCACCAUCACCAUGCUGCUGGCCAGCCUCAGCAGCUGCUGCAACCCCUGGAUUUACAUGUUCUUCAGUGGGCACCUCCUGCAUGACAUCCUGCUAUACAUCUCCUGCUGUAGGAGGUUCCGGCCUGGCCUCAAGAGGCAAAUCUCCAACGGGAGCCUCUGCAGCAGGAAAACUACCAUCCUGACUCAGAGCCACCAAACCGCCACACCUGGGAUUCAGCUGCAGCAGGGGGACUUGAAAGAUUUCUACCAGUCCUACGAGGACACGGUGAUGGAGUCAGGCGUGCUCUAG
Molecule: messenger RNA, 1218 nt
Organism: Gopherus flavomarginatus (Mexican gopher tortoise)
Lineage: Eukaryota; Metazoa; Chordata; Testudines; Testudinidae
Gene: AVPR1B
Product: arginine vasopressin receptor 1B
Exons: 2
Coding region: 1-1218 (405 amino acids)
Biological process (GO): regulation of systemic arterial blood pressure by vasopressin; positive regulation of vasoconstriction; G protein-coupled receptor signaling pathway
Cellular component (GO): membrane
Molecular function (GO): peptide binding; vasopressin receptor activity
Source: RefSeq, a predicted model, not a curated record